Molecule: messenger RNA, 1598 nt
Organism: Misgurnus anguillicaudatus (oriental weatherfish)
Lineage: Eukaryota; Metazoa; Chordata; Actinopteri; Cypriniformes; Cobitidae
Gene: dctd
Product: dCMP deaminase
Cellular component (GO): cytoplasm
Molecular function (GO): zinc ion binding; dCMP deaminase activity
Source: RefSeq, a predicted model, not a curated record
AUAAAACCCCAAAAGAAGAAAUUUUUCGCGGGAACUUGUGGUGGUGGAGGUGUCAGUGCGGAUCACAUCAGUAGCUCUUUUAGAGGGGUUGAUAAGCAGACUUUGGAUUUUCGGAUUAAACCAUGGACCAAAAGGAAAACAGUACAGCACAGCUCAACGGAACACACAGUGAAGGUUCGAUGAAGAAGAGGCAGGACUAUCUGGAGUGGCCUGAAUAUUUCAUGGCAGUUGCAUUCUUAUCAGCACAGAGGAGCAAAGACCCUAAUUCACAGGUUGGUGCCUGUAUCGUGAAUCAGGAGAAUAAGAUCGUGGGAAUUGGGUACAAUGGUAUGCCCAACGGUUGUGAUGAUGAUCUGUUGCCUUGGUCUCGCACCGCUGAUAACAAGCUGGACACGAAAUACCCCUAUGUGUGCCAUGCCGAGCUGAACGCCAUCAUGAAUAAGAACUCGGCCGAUGUUAAGGGCUGCACCAUGUAUGUGGCGCUUUUCCCCUGUAAUGAGUGCGCCAAACUCAUUAUUCAAGCAGGUAUAAAGGAUGUGAUCUAUUUGUCAGACAAAUACCAUGACAGUCCAGAAAUGACUGCCUCCAGACGGCUGCUUAACUUGGCGGGAAUCGCAUACAAGCAGUUCGAGCCAAAGCGAGGCAGGAUCGUCAUAGAUUUUGGUUCAAUCAACCACUCUGGAGUGAAUGGUAUCAAUGGUUUGGGUGGACCCCAGUCAACAUAGACAGAAGAACGGGGAGGAUGACACUAAUUAUCCAAAACACAGACAUGUUGUCUUUCUUAGCUAUGUGCUGGUGAUGGUCUAUGGGUUAAACAGUAGACUUCUAUAUAUACCAGUAGUGAACACUAUUGUUCUUUAUUAUUUUAAUGAUAUUCUUGAAACAUGCAGAACUUUUGUUUAGGUUUUACUUUUUUUUUUUUUUCAUUUUAAUGCAUAAAAUAAGUUUGUCUCAAAUGCAAUAAGUCAGUAAGUAUAUUGGGUGAUGUAAGUUUAGAUUCUUUUAGUGUUCACGUAUUUAUAAUAAGUGAAUAUUUUAUAUAUAUAUAUAUGCACGCACGCAUGCACACACAUAUAAUACACAAGAAAAUCAAGCUGGAUGCUGUAUUAAUGGUUUAUAUAAUGUAUUUUAUCUCAACUACACAGAUGGCAAUCGUAUAGAAAACAUGUACCCUUUAAAAAGGCCCUACAAUGCGGUACAGAAGUAUACAUUUGUUACCAAUAUGUACCGCUAAGGUCUGAAAUAAACUCUAGGUCAAAAGCUGUGCAUUUUAAAAGGGUACCAGUGACAGCUGGGGUACAUUUUCUCCAGAUAGUGUAGUUUUGUUGACCACUGAAUGUUUAUCUCAUACUGUAAGUUGCAGUUAAGUUAAACCUGUAUAUUUUGGCAGGCAAUGCUUUAUUGUUCAUGUGUCUGUAUUACAGUGUUCAAAAUUACCAAGUUAUCUUUAUUCUGCAAUGCAAUAGUUUUAUGAGGAUUUUAAUGAAAACCGUAUUAAAUGUUUAAUGGGAGAUGUUUGCAACUGUUUUGUAUAUAAUCGCUCUAACAAGAUCAUUGUCUCAAAAUGAAAAAUUGAAUAAAGAACAAACUUUAUCAUU